Messenger RNA from Salvelinus fontinalis (brook trout), 5601 nucleotides. RefSeq names its product MHC class II regulatory factor RFX1-like. Gene Ontology annotation, cellular component: nucleus. Gene Ontology annotation, molecular function: RNA polymerase II cis-regulatory region sequence-specific DNA binding; DNA-binding transcription factor activity, RNA polymerase II-specific. NCBI's taxonomy places the organism in Eukaryota, Metazoa, Chordata, Actinopteri, Salmoniformes, Salmonidae. The coding region runs from base 193 to 2553 and encodes 786 amino acids. The record is from RefSeq and is a predicted model, not a curated record. Gene Ontology annotation, biological process: regulation of transcription by RNA polymerase II. The transcript is spliced from 17 exons.
ACGGGUGUGUAGCAACAGUUGCCCGGGUGAGGACGAGGCGCCAUAGUCACGGUAGUCGUGGCGACAAGAACCAAGCAACGAGAAUCAACAACAACAAGCAGAAUCAUUAAGAAACAAACUUUAACGCCAAAGACAGGAAUAUUCCAGGGGGAAUUUGAGAGUGGUGGUCUUGGUCCAGCCGUGGCGGUAGUUAUGGCGACCUCAGGCUACACAGAAGAGCUCCAGCCGGCCCCCCAACCCAACUCUGUCACCAUAGCAACGCAAUCAGCCACGCCCUCCCGCUCCACGCCAACCCAGUUCAACCAGUCAGUGUCCAUCGUCUCCACAACCGGGCAGGACAAACUUCCUGCUCAAGCCACUCUCACCAAGGCCCAGAAGACAGUGGUUCUGGCCACGCCUUCUCAGACUCAGUUUGUUACCGCGGAGAUCCAGAGUUCUGCCGUUCAGCAGAGUAACGGACAGAGUUCCACACCGCAGUACAUCGUAGUGACCGUUACAGAGGGCUCUCUCCAUUCUAGUGACAGUGUAUCAGACUGCAGUCCUCCAGUAGUACUGGUUCAGACAGGGGUCCCCACCCAGGUAGUACAGCAGACCACCCAACAGGUGCAGCAACAUGUUUACCCCAGUCAGGUUCAGUAUGUGGAGGGAGAGGACUCUUACACCACCUCUACCAUUCGUUCUGGCAGCUACCCGUACUCCGACUCCCCCCUCUACUCCCAGACCCCUCCCUCUUCCUCCUCUUCCUACUACGAGUCCACGCCCACCUCGGGGUCACAGGUCACUAACUCCGUGACUUCACAGUCAGUCUCCGUCACCGCGGCAACGGGAGGAGGUGGGAGUGGUUACGUCAUCCAGGGCGGGUACGUAUUGGGAGGUGGGGGCAGCGGAGGAGGUAACUACUCCAGUCACAACACCAGAGCAGCCCCCGCCACAGUACAGUGGUUGCUAGAUAACUAUGAGGGUGCAGAAGGGGUCAGUCUGCCUCGCUGUACCCUCUACUGCCACUACCUCUUCCACUGUCAGGAACACAAGCUAGAUCCUGUCAACGCUGCCUCCUUCGGCAAGCUCAUCAGAUCUGUCUUCAUGGGGCUGAGGACCAGACGCCUGGGCACACGAGGGAACUCUAAGUACCACUACUAUGGUCUUCGUAUCAAGGCCACCUCCUCUCUGCUCCGUCUGAUAGACGACCACCAGCACCUGGCCUUGAGACAGCAACCCUUCUCUCAGAAACACAGGAUAAAGCCGGUUCUGAAGGUGGAGGGCAUGUCCAAUGGGAUGUCCCUGGGGGCGGGGCAGCAGCAGGGGGCUGGGCUCAGUGACAUCUCAGCUCAGGUGCAACAAUACCAGCAGUUCCUGGACGCGUCGCGGGCGCUGCCUGAGUUCCCAGAGUUGGAUCUGCAGGACAGACCUCUUCCUGACGGGAUCAUUCCAGAACACAUCACAGCCUUCCAACAGCUCUACAGGGAACACUGUGAGGCCAUUCUGGAUGUGAUGGUGAACCUGCAGUUCACUCUGGUGGAGACACUGUGGAAAACCUUCUGGAGGUUCAGCGAGAGCAUUGACGCCGACACACUCGGCGUUCACGGUGAGUCAGAGGAGCGUCUACCUAAGUGGUACCUGGUGGUGCUGUGUAAGUACCAGCCAGUUGUUCACUGGACCAGAGACUGUGACAACACACUGUACCAGGCCCUGGUGGAGAUCCUCAUCCCUGACGUAUUACGACCCAUCCCCAGUGCCUUAACUCAAGCCAUCCGUAACUUUGCCAAGAGUCUAGAGAUCUGGCUGACAAGCGCCAUGAUGAACAUACCAGAGGAGAUGGUCCGCAUCAAGGUGGUGUGUGCGGGAGCGUUUGCCCAGACGCUGCGUCGCUACACCAGUCUAAACCACCUGGCCCAGGCAGCCAGGGCCGUCCUCCAGAACACAGCCCAGAUCAACCAGAUGCUGAGUGACCUCAACAGAGUUGACUUCACCAACGUGCAGGAGCAGGCGUCGUGGGUGUGUGGUUGUGAGGAUGGUGUGAUCCAGAGGUUGGAGCAGGACUUCAAGCAGACGUUACAACAACAUAAUUCUCUGGAGCAGUGGGCUGCCUGGCUGGACGCCGUGGUCUCCCAGGUCCUAAAGCCUUACCAACACAGCCCUGCAGCCUUCCCUAAGGCUGCCAAGCUCUUCCUGCUGCGAUGGAGCUUCUACAGCUCCAUGGUGAUCCGGGACCUGACUCUGCGUAGUGCUGCCAGCUUUGGCUCCUUCCACCUGAUCAGACUGCUGUAUGAUGAGUACAUGUACUACCUGAUAGAACACAGAGUGGCCCAGGCUAAAGGAGAGACGCCCAUCGCUGUCAUGGGAGAGUUUGCCAGUGUGGGCAGGAGUCUGAACGGUCAGGACCCUGAUAAAGAUGAGGAAGAGGAUGAGGAGGAGAGUGAUGAAGAGGGGGUAGAGAUGACCGUGCCGUCUAUCUCCGCUGGUCUGGGAGAGGGGGAGGAGUCACUGGAGCCGCCCGUCAAGCUAGCCAGGACUGACCCCCGGGGACUGUUCAAUACCACACACACAGAGUGACUCACACACACCCAACACGCACGCGCACUGACAACUUAAACACACGCUCUCCACUUCGCCGUUGGCUAACACACACACACACACACACCCUCAAUAACACACAUACACACACUCAUCCUUUGCCUUAAUGAUAGUUUGCUAUGAGCCCAUUUGUCAUCCCAAUGCCAUUAAGUUCCUUAUCUGUUCCUGCAACCUCACACACCCUGUUUGUCUGCACCUUGAUCUCGUGUGUGUGUGUGUGUGUGUGUGUGUGUGUGUGUGUGUGUGUGUGUGUGUGUGUGUGUGUGUGUGUGUGUGUGUGUGUGUGAGAGAGAGAAAAGCGAAGGAGAGGUUUCAAAGCUUGCCUUUUCAUCUCUUUUAGUUAUCAUGGUUCCUCAUCACCUUCAUUGUGACAUAAGAGACGGUAACCUCUUCACUAGACACACCGGUCCUUCAUUGUGACAUAAGACACGGUAACCUCUUCACUAGACACACCGGUCCUUCAUUGUGACAUAAGAGACGGUAACCUCUUCACUAGACACACCGGUCCUUCAUUGUGACAUAAGAGACGGUAACCUCUUCACUAGACACACCGGUCCUUCAUUGUGACAUAAGAGACGGUAACCUCUUCACUAGACAGUGUCAACAGAAGUCUAGAACGUACCUCUGAUUGAAUCCCGGCCUAUAUGUCACUGUCAACAGAGGUCUAGAACGUACCUCUGAUUGAAUCCCGGCCUAUAUGUCACUGUCAACAGAGGUCUAGAACGUACCUCUGAUUGAAUCCCGACCUAUAUGUCACUGUCAACAGAGGUCUAAAACGUACCUCUGAAUCCCGACCUAUAUGUCACUGUCAACAGAGGUCUAGAACGUACCUCUGAUUGAAUCCCGGCCUAUAUGUCACUGUCAACAGAAGUCUAGAACGUACCUCUGAUUGAAUCCCGGCCUAUAUGUCACUGUCAACAGAAGUCUAGAACGUACCUCUGAUUGAAUCCAGACAUAUAUGUCACUGUCAACAGAAGUCUAGAACGUACCUCUGAUUGAAUCCCGACCUAUAUGUCACUGUCAACAGAAGUCUAGAACGUACCUCUGAUUGAAUCCCGGCCUAUAUGUCACUGUCAACAGAAGUCUAGAACGUACCUCUGAUUGAAUCCCGGCCUAUAUGUCACUGUCAACAGAAGUCUAGAACAUACCUCUGAUUGAAUCCCGGCCUAUAUGUCACUGUCAACAGAGGUCUAGAACGUACCUCUGAUUGAAUCCCGGCCUAUAUGUCAUUGUCAACAGAGGUCUAGAACGUACCUCUGAUUGAAUCCCGGCCUAUAUGUCAUUGUCAACAGAGGUCUAGAACGUACCUCUGAUUGAAUCCCGACUUUUAUGUCACUGUCAACAGAAGUCUAGAACGUACCUCUGAUUGAAUCCCGACCUAUAUGUCACUGUCAACAGAGGUCUAGAACGUACCUCUGAUUGAAUCCCGACCUACAGUACCAAUCAAAAGUUUGGACACACCUACUCAUUCAAGGGUUUUUCUUUAUUUUUACUAUUUUCUACAUUGUAGAAUAAUAGUGAAGACAUCAAAACUACGAAAUAACACAUAUGGAAUCAUGUAGUAACCCAAAAAAGUGUUCAAUCAAAAUAGAUUUUAUAUUUGAGAUUCUUCAAAGUAGCCCCCCUUUGCCUUGAUGACAGCUUUGUUUUCACUAUUAUUCUACAAUGUAGAAAACUUUUGAUUGGUACUGUGUGAGUCAGUCAACCUGCAUGGCUUUAACCUUCUCUGUCCUCACCUUCUCUGUCCUCACCUUACCCACCCACUGUCCUAACAGCCAUAGAAAGCGAGAGAAGGGGAGAGAUUUACUGCGUUUGUCCUAGCCAGGUGUAGAGUUGUUACAGCAGUCUGUCUUCAGUCCUGAUGAUGUUCACUGACCACUUCUUAGUGUGUCCCAAACGGCAUCCUAUCGGUACUUAAACAGGGCACCAUUUAGGACGUAUGAAUAUGUUAAUAGCCCUCCGUGUAACGAGACUGACUGGGUCUUGAUAUCAAGUGAUCAGUCCGACGCUCUAACAGUAGUGUCCUGAUGUAGUUCAGAGGAUGGUGUGUAACGGCCGAUACAGGGCAGCAUUCAGAAAGAUACGUUUUAGUGUAUUUUUAGGCCACUAAGAGAUGACCUGUGCCUUGUAGAGCUAGACAACGCUUGUGUUUGCAUCUCAAAUGGCACCCUGUUCCCUGUAUAGUGCACUGUUUUGGACCGGAGCCCUAUUGACCAUGGUCAAAAGUAGUGCACUAUAUAGGGAGCCAUUUGGAAGACAACCUGUGUUUUUAAUUAGAGCUGAUGAAUAAAUGAAAGUGUUUCUAAACCUGUCUGCUGACUUGUACAAUCUGACAUUUGUUCCUGACUCUUUGGUAAUGUAUUGUUAUUAGAAUGUUAUGAGUUAUAGCAGGCAUAUGUAGUGUCAUAAGAGAGAGGAAUAGAGGGGGCAGCCAUAAUGCAUCCUGCUUAUAUUCCAUUCAUUUGUCCCUCCAUCCUCAUCCGUCAUUCACACACACACACACACACACACAACAGUGAUAUCCCACCAGCAGGAUACAGACCUUCACUAAUCUGUGAUUGGGCAACAAGGACAAGGUCAGAACUCACACCAACCAAUCAGGUUGGCAGAGCAAGAGCACAUGCAAUGUUGUAUCCAUGGAAACCUUAACUGCCAGCUCAUUGAAUCAGCAAAAAGUCACCAUAUUUAGUACAGAUCAGUGAAUGUGUAUUUGUAAUAUAUUAUAUCUGUAGAAAUAGAUGUGACUAUCAUUUAUUGACCCAUUAUGGCCUUAUUUCAACAGUAUGUGUAGCAUAUUUUGAUGUACUAUCCAGAGUAUUUAGCUACUGUAUAAUCACAUAAGAUUUCUAGUAUAUGUUUUGUAGACCUUUGUAUUGAAUCCCUGUGCCUAGAGUUUGUAGUUUUAUUAUCAUUACCCAGUGAGCACAAGACAGAGGUCUUUUCAAACAUCUGGUACUCAGUAGUUGCUCCAUAAAGACGUGAUACCAGCCCAACCUUUAGCCAUUAAAUGGAAAAGAUACAAGUGUU